Messenger RNA from Fomitopsis serialis, 2834 nucleotides. Its product is annotated as ABC transporter type 1, transmembrane domain-containing protein. The transcript has 14 exons. The coding region runs from base 321 to 2834 and encodes 837 amino acids. Gene Ontology annotation, biological process: transmembrane transport. Gene Ontology annotation, molecular function: ATP hydrolysis activity; ATP binding; ABC-type peptide transporter activity. Lineage: Eukaryota; Fungi; Basidiomycota; Agaricomycetes; Polyporales; Fomitopsidaceae. Gene Ontology annotation, cellular component: membrane; fungal-type vacuole. The record is from RefSeq and is a predicted model, not a curated record.
GCUACAUACCAUAGCCGAACUGUCCACCGCAACCGAACUGUCCACCGCCAUCGAACUGGAAGAAGGUAUCAGAUGUCAUUGCUGGGAAGACGUCGUGCCACCGCCACAACCCGGAAGCAAGCCCUGGAUAGAACAUGCCCGUCCUCCUGAAGGAGGCGCGGCAAGCUGGGAACAUAGCCAAGUACGGCUGAGGGACUGAGUGGAACGAGGCGACAUGAGCCACACGGAGCGGACGUCGGCGGUACUGGCGCACACGCCAAAUCUGCGCAACCGGUAGACGAAGGAGGUUGCCCUCCCUGACCUCAAAGCUCCCGAAACACAUGUGCUCGAAAGCAGUCCACGCUCACAACGGAACCGAAGACCGUAGUCUUCAGCAGAACAUGUGUGAUCCGGCAGAGCUGAGAAAAGCAGCGAUUUCUCCGGCGGAGUCUCCGGAGAAGUCUGCGCGCCCAAGUCUCUCAAAAUCUUUCCAUGUUUGCUACUUGAAGCCCGACGCCUUCGUUGGUGUAGGACCAUUCGGACGCUACUCAGACUCUGCCGCGAUGAGCUCGUUUCAGGCCGUACUGCAAAACGACUCUGCCUCACGGUCGCCGUUCGGAUGGGUGGCACACCCGACGAUCUUGAACGCGGCUCAGCCAUGGUUGUCUCCUUCGCAGCAGGAGCUCUUCGUGAACGCGCUCCUACCAGGCUGUGCAGGCUUGCUGCUGCUGCUCUAUGAUCUGCUGUCGUCAAUCAGGUUCCACAAGAGUAUCCGGACAGUCUUCCGGAGGCUCGCGUCGCCGUUCAGGGACUUCCUGACCCUCGAGGACCUGGAGGAGGAACCACACCGUGUUGAUGCUCCGGAGGCAUGGAAGGCCAGAGUCCUCGUGCUGGGAUCCGCGCUCGAGAGUGCGGUGUGGAUUUGCGUGCUCGUUUAUGGCGCGGUGGUGGAGGACAAGGGCUUGUCUGUGCAGGCAGCUGUGGCGGCGACGACCUGGCUAUAUAUCGUGCUGAGAGUGCUGUUCAAGCCGCCCGUCACUCCGCCGUACCUCCUGAUCGUGCUCUACCUUGUUCAUGCGACCAUCGCUCUGGUCGACCUGCUUCAGAGGUUCAUCGCCGACGAGCGCAACGCAGCCCUCACCACGCUUGUAUUGUUGCAAUUGGCAUGGCCGACCGCGUUGGCCUGGGUGGCAGGGUCGCUACCCCUCCGAUCAGUCCUCCCAGCACAGAAUGUCGCGAAACAUGCGGAUGUCCCGACAAGCGCAGCGACCAUGCCAGAGGAUAGCGUGACUCUGUGGUCGUGGUCAACCUUUUCGUUCGUCGAGCCGUUAUUCAAGGUCGCCACAGCCCGGACCCUCGAUGAGGCGGAUGUCUGGAGCUUGUCGCCCUAUUUCAAGCACAAUAACUUGUUCAAGAAAUACCUGAGGUAUCAGGAAGAGCAUCCAACCCAUUCCCUGCUGUGGUUCCUGCUUGCCUCCAACUCACUAGACCUGUCGCUGGACCUUCUACUAGAACUAUGGAGCGCUGUCUUUGGCUUCGUCCCUCCCUACGCAUUACAGGAGAUCCUCUCAGCUCUCGCGAACCCGUCCCCCGCGUCGACGCAGCGAGCGUACUUCUGGGCCAUCAUGACCUUCCUAGCGAACCUCUCUUUCGCUCAGGUCGACUUGUACCAGAAUUGGUACACGCGUCGCUGCUAUGAACGGACGCGAGGGCAGUUGUUCUGCGCUCUCCACUACAAAGCUUUGAGAAGACGGGAUGUAGGCGGAAAGACUAGCCAUAACGACAAGGAAGAUGACAAUGCCGAUCUCGGGAGGAUCGUCAACUUGAUGCAAGGUGAUGCGUAUGCGGUGGCGAAUCGUUUCUGGCAGUUCUCGGGAUUCUUCUUGGCCCCUAUACGGUUGACUAUUGCCCUCAUCUUUCUUUACCGGAUCUUGGGAUGGAGCUCGCUAGCUGCGGUCGUCGUGGUCGUAGUCGCUUACGUCCUGAACUAUCCUCUUGCCAAAUACAACGUCUACGUCACGCGUCAAUCCUGGACAGCCCGCGACAGCCGCAUGAACCUCGUAAACGAACUCUUCCAGAACAUCCGAUUUCUGAAAUACUAUGGCUGGGAACAUCGCUGGUCUGCUCGUGUCCGCGAAGCGCGAGAGACCGAGCUCAAAUGGCGCGUCAAAGACAACAUCGUCUCAGUCUUCAUCACCUUCAUCUGGACCUGGAUCCCAUCUGCGACGGCCGUCGCCUCAUUCCUGUGCUACACGCUCAUAGCCGGCGAGAGGCUCACCGUCGCGAAGGCGUUCACCUCCAUCGCGCUGUUCUCGUACAUACAAGAGCCGAUGACGCUGCUGCCGGAACAGUUUUUCGCCUUGCUGCAUGCGUACGUUAGCAUGCAGCGCAUUGAGAAGUUCCUCGCGGAGGCAGAGGUUCCCGAGUGGGCGUCAACCCUGAAGAUGGCUGCGAAUCCCGCGGCGUCUCUUCCGGAUGAGGUUGGUUUCGAGGAUGCGGUGUUUGAGUGGGACGUUGCUCCGCGGGACGUUCAGUCAAGAUUCCGACUGGGACCACUGAACGUCGAGUUUCCUAAAGAUAGGUUGACGUUGGUCAGUGGCGCGACAGGAUCAGGAAAGAGCGCGCUGCUUGCGGCCUUGCUAGGAGAGAUGCACUGCAUUUCCGGAAAGGUGAUCCUUAACAAGGCUGGACAUCAGGUGGCCUACUGCGCUCAAAACCCCUGGCUCGAGCAUGCUACUAUCCGAGACAACAUCAUCUUCGGUGCCGCAUAUGGGUACGACGAAAAACGCUACCGGACUGUCAUCGAAGCAUGUGCGUUGAACCGGGAUCUGGAAAUUUUCGAAGCUGCGACAUGA